Molecule: messenger RNA, 2531 nt
Organism: Trematosphaeria pertusa
Lineage: Eukaryota; Fungi; Ascomycota; Dothideomycetes; Pleosporales; Trematosphaeriaceae
Exons: 4
Coding region: 281-2446 (721 amino acids)
Biological process (GO): proteolysis
Molecular function (GO): serine-type endopeptidase activity
Source: RefSeq, a predicted model, not a curated record
CCGCGAGAUCCAAUAGCGCACCCGAGCUCAGGUCCCCCGACUUAGGCCGGAUGAGGCAGGCGCAUGGCAAUCUUUGUCAUCACCGGAAUAGAGCCUCCUAGGAUACCAGCGUGAGCGCGCGACGCCUUCCAUGACGUGAAUCAUCGCAUUGAGCAAGCCCAUGUACUACAAAUACCCCGCUGGCAAAAUGCUGCCUAGGUUCGCGGCGGCCUUACUAUUUCGUAUUCUGCUGUUCGACACUGGAUAGCUCCAAUUGACUUCCCGCAACGCAUCACCGAGUAUGGCGCGUUAUUUGGGAGUCGCGACGGCAUUGGCUGCUACGAGAGUCUUUGCGAUCACGCCAGAACAAUCGAUUAGCGCGCCCAGACGCGGUGUAGCUGACCCCAAUCCGUCCGGAAAACUCGCGCUGUUCUCGAACUCGCAAUAUUCGUUCGAUGAGCAGUCCUCAUCUUCUGCGUGGCAAUUGCUUGAUCUGGAGACUGGCAACAUCACGGACUCCGGAUUGAACGCGAGCGAGGUCAAUGAAGUCAUCUGGUUACCCGGUACCGAGACUGGUAUUAUCUACGUCAAUGGAAGCAAUGAAGAAGUGCCGGGCGGCGUUACGCUCUGGAUUGGGGAUAUUUUGGACCCUUCUUCCAGUACGUUGGUUGCAUCAUUGGAAGCACCCUUCUCCGGACUAAAGGUCGCGAACACAUCCAGCGGAGAUUUGCAUUUUCUCGUGAACUCCCUCGCCUAUCCGAACGGUACCGCUUACAAUCCGGAAUCAGCGGUAACUCCAUCACACUCAGGACGAUUCUACGCGGACAUUUACCCACGGCAUUGGGAUACCUGGCUGACAAAGGAGCGAUACGCGGUGUUUGGCGGGGUGCUUUCGGCGAGCUCGAGCUACUCUCUUGAGUCUGGAAUGCGAAACCUCUUGCAGGGUAUAAAUUACACGGCGACCCAACCAGAAAGCCCCGUCCAGCCGUUUGGUGGCGAUGGCGACUACGAUAUCAGCCCCGAUGGAUCCAUAUUUGCUUUCCUCAGCAAGGCACCGCAGCUGAACAAGGCGAACUAUACAGCGAGCUACAUCUACCUCGGUGCUUUUGAUGGAUCUUCGCCCGCUGUGGCUUUCAAUGGCCCUGGUAGCGAAGCCGACGAGGCUGGGCACAAGGGCGCUUCCGGAAUACCCACAUUUGCCCCAGAUAGCUCCAAGCUCGCCUACAUCCAGCAGGACGAGGACUACUAUGAGUCUGAUCGCUGGAAGCUGUACCUCCUCGACGUCAGCACCGAUGGCAGCACAGUGUCCACCAGCAACUGGAAGGGGCUUGCGCCGAACUGGGACAGAUGGCCCGACUCAAUCCAGUGGGCGCCCGAUUGUGACUCGCUCUAUGUCUCUGCAGAGGACUAUGCACUUGAGCGCGCCUUCAACAUCCCUCUUUCAGCAGAAGAGGAUUUUAUCCCGGAGAACUUGACGGCUGUUACUUCCGUCUCAGGCUUCUACGUUCUCCCCGACUCUUCCCUACUAGUGUCCUCCAACGCAAUCUGGACCUCAAGGGACUUCUAUAUCCUCGGGACCGACGGUUCCCAGACGAGCCUCUUCUCGGCCGUGGAAGUCGACGAGGAGCUCGCUGGACUCGGACCGCACACGUACUCAGAGUUCUACACCGCUGGCACGCUCCCCGGCUACGACAAGCCAUUGCUCUCACUGGUAAUCAAGCCCAGCAACUUUUCCGAGGACGAGACGUACCCGCUAGCCUACAUUGUCCACGGCGGCCCGCAGGGUUCCAACGCCAAUGUCUGGAGCACGCGGUGGAACCCGCAGGUCUGGGCCGACCAGGGAUACGUCGUGGUUGAGCCGAACCCGACGGGCAGCACUGGGUUCGGCCAGGAGCUGAUCGACGGCAUUCAGGGCGAGUGGGGCAGCUAUCCGUACGAGGACAUCGUGCUGGCGUGGCAGUAUGUGAAGGAGAAUUUGUCGUUCGUGGACACUGAUAGCGGCAUUGCGGCCGGCGCCAGCUACGGAGGGUAUAUGAUGAACUGGGUGCAAGGCCACGAGCUCGGGCGAGAGUUCAAGUGCCUGGUAACGCACGACGGUGUUUCCAACACCCUGGCGUCGUGGGCCACCGAGGAGCUCUGGUUCAUCCGGCAUGACUACAACGGCAGCAUCUACGACCCUGACGCGACGUACGAGGAAUGGAACCCGAUGAAUCACAUGGCUAAUUGGAGCACGCCGCACUUCAUCGUGCACAAUACGCUGGACUACCGCCUGCCCGAGAGCGAUGGCCUGGCUUUCUUCAAUAUCCUGCAGUCGAAGGGCGUCCCCUCGCGCUUCCUCAACUUCCCGGACGAGAACCACUGGGUGCUGAAUCCGGAGAACUCGCUGUUCUGGCACGCGGAGAUCUUCAACUGGAUCAACCACUGGUCCAAGGGGCAGGCUCUGGACGACGUGCCCGUCGACAAAUGAGUGAAAAGUUGUACGGGGGGUUUCCAGCGUGCGCCGAAUAGACUCGGCUGCCACGCGAUCUAGAGCAUAAUGAUAAUGAUUCUAC